AUGACGACAUUCGCUCGACCGUCAUUAUUGGAUAAUCGUUAUGCUGCGAUAGCCGAAACAAGCGCUUAUACUUACGAUGAUGAUGAUCUUGUCAAUUAUGCAGAUUUUUUGAGAAAACAUGGUCGUUAUAUGACAAAAGGUGGUUAUGUCGAUUCAUCACGUCGUAUUCGAAGUUUGCAUCGUCAACAAGAUGAUCCGAUAUCGUCGAGUGCCGGUGUUGGAGGUUCCAAAUUGCCCGGUUUACUCGCAUCAUUUGGCAAACAUGCUACUUCUCGUAGUGCAGAUAUAUCACCGAGACAACGGCUUAAAACGGAUGGACAGUCAGUGAUAGCUAUAUCAGCAAAUUUAGAAAAUAAAAAGAAAGAAUUCGAUAAACAAAUGAGAUUAAUAGAGGAACAAAUGAUCAAAGCUAAACAAGUUGAAAGAGAAACAAAACGUCAAGAAGGGGAUAUAAAAAAAGAGCAAAGGUCGUUACAUCAUACACUAAGAGAACUAGAUGUUGAUGCGACUAGGAAACGUUUUGAUGCUGAAAAGAAUUUAUCUAAAAAUCUUGAAGAAAAAGACAAAAUUGAGCGUGAAUUCGUGAAGAAACGUGAACAACAAACAAAACAGCGUACUGAACGUGCUGUUGACACUUUACAGGCGACAAAAGAUAAAGAUCGUAAAAAUCUAUUAAUGUGUAAUGAUUUGGCGCGACAAUAUCGAACAAAAAUAAAUCAACUAGACAUUAAACAUAAGGAAUUAAGUCGGCUGCAUUUAGAUUUUGAACAAAAAGUACAAAGUAAAGAGAUUGAAGAAAAUCGAAUCAAAAAGGAACUGGGUGAAAUAGCUUUAGCUCUUAAUAUGGAAGCACAAAAAGCAAAAACAGACUUAAAAGAAUUUCAACAUCAAACAAGCGUUCAUGUUAAAAAUUACGAUCUUGAACGACGACGUUUAUCCGGUGAUAUUACGUUACACAAAUCAUUAUUGGAUUUAAAACAACGUGAAGGUACACAUGCACAUCGUCUACUAUUGCAGGAGUGUGGUGAACAUCUUGUAGAUAUGAAAGAACUUGUGCACGAAUAUUAUCGAAAUCAUUACACACCUAUUAUUCUGCGUAAACUUCUAUUGCAUCACACUCUUCGUCGUAUAGUAGACACAAAAAAUCGUUUAGAAAAUAUUUAUGCCAAACAACGGGAAUUAAAUAAAACAGCUAUAGUGGCUGAACAAGAUCGACGUGCAAUUGAGCUGAUGACGAAAGUUGAAGAUGUAAGCAAUCGUCGAAAUCAACUCAUGAGUCAAUACUUACGCGACAAAACAGAAAAAUCAGAAGAAAAAGAGCUUUUGGGGAGCGAGAAAGCCAAAGUUCGAUACAUUGAAAUAGAAACAAGACAACAUGAAGAUCACCUGAAGCAUUUUCAAAAAGUUCUGAAUAAAAAUGAAGAACAAGAACAUGAUUUAUACAAAAGUGUAAAAGAAGCUGAAUCUGGUCGACGAAAGAAAGAGCAAGAUGUCAAAAAAUUGCAAGAUGAAUUAGUUAAAACCAAACGUGUUCAUGCCGAAAAAAUUAAACAGGAAAUAUCAAAAGCAGAAAAAGCAGAGAGAGAAUUAGAACAACAAUUGAUCAAAGAAAAGUCAAAACUUGAUAAAUUGCAUGCAAAACGUGAAGAUUCAUAUUUAAGAUUAUUACGUCAACGUGGACAAAUUCGUGAGAAUAAAUCUUUGUUAGAAACACAUGAAAAAGAACAUGAAAGAUUAUUACGAGUCCAAGCAAGAUCACAGUCAAUGCAAUCAUUGAAUACUAUUUAA
Didymodactylos carnosus is the source of this 1788-nucleotide messenger RNA. The record is from the annotation of a GenBank genome assembly. NCBI's taxonomy places the organism in Eukaryota, Metazoa, Rotifera, Eurotatoria, Philodinida, Philodinidae.